UGCUUAACGCAGAAGCAAGCACAAGCACAACAACAACAACAACAAUAAUAAUAAUAAUAAGUUAGUACUAAAGUACUACUAGACUUAAUAUUUACAACAACAACAAUCAUUACUUUUAAGCAAACAACAAACACAGCAAAAUGGCCAGUUCAAAGAUUAUCUUGAAAGUUUUGCUUUCUCUGUGCGUGUGGUCCUUUGUCAUAAUCGGUCUCUUCAAAAUGCACGGCACCAAUAUUGUCUCACAGGAGUACAGCGCUGUGCCGUUGAGUGGUCGCAUUUUGCUGCAGAAGGACAUAUUGCGUUACGCGGAGACUACGUCGACCACAACGGAUCGUUUUGAUCCCUCGGAGAUAUUGGUAGACAAUCGAACAGCCAUGGAUGAUGAUCAGCUGGUGCGCGAUGUUGAGUCGCGCAUACCUUCGCUCCCCAUCGCCUACUGGAGCAAGAACAAGAAUUUCCGUCAGCAAAAAUCCAACACAUGCGCCAAAUAUCCGUCCAUCUUCGAGUUGGAAUUCAAUAAUAUCUACUGGCAGACGAUGCGCACAUCUAACGGCACCUUCCAGCUGUUCGGCGCUUACUAUGAUAUACGUAAGACCUCACGUAUCGGACCGACGGUACGUAUUCUCGGUAUGAUCGAUCGCAUACAGCCGACGGUAAAGACAUAUUGUCAGUUCUGGUUCGAUGGCCAGAAGGAACCCUUCAUUGUGAAGACAUUCGAAUACAAAUAUAUCUGGUACAAUAAGUGGGGUAACUACAAGCAGGGCAUCUAUCAGCCCUAUCUGAUAGCAUGUCAAAUACCGAAACCCUUCCAUGGCGUGGUGCCCAGCUCGGUAUCGAUGGUGGAGAAGGAAUGCGAUACAGCAACAAAUAACUUGCGCGUCAUCUACAAUCGGCCGCCAGAUGAUCAGAAGAAAGGUUUCGCCGUUUGCGUUAAGGGUCUGGACUUUCUGUACGAUGAUCUCUCGGUGCGUUUGAUUGAAUGGAUCGAGAUGUUGAAUAUUUUGGGCGCCGAUAAGAUCUACUUCUACAAUCUGCAAGUGCAUCCGAAUAUCACAAAAGUGCUUAGCCACUACGAGCAGGAGGGCAAAGUGCAGGUCAUACCGCUGACACUGCCGGGUGGACAACCGAAUGUGCCCGGCUUCCAGCAUCUCUACCUCACGAAGAAGACGAAUCACAAGCGUCAGAAUGAGGUCAUACCCUACAAUGAUUGUCUCUACAAGAAUCUCUACUUGUACAAAUACAUUGCGCUACUCGACAUCGACGAAGUGAUCAUGCCGAAAGGCAACUUCGUGCUCUGGAAAGAGCUGAUGGAGAAAGUGGUGCCCGAAUCGAUGAAGAUCAAACCCGAAGGCUACAACAGUUACAAUUUCCGCAAUGUCUACUUCCUGGACGACCAACAGCACGAGCACGGCUGGCACAAGGACAUACCCAAGUACAUGCACAUGCUGCAACACGUGCACCGCGCCAAGAACUACACCAAACCCAAUCAGUACGUGAAGUGUUUCCACGAUCCCGAGCGCGUGCUCACCCUGCACAAUCACUUUCCGCUCGCUUGCCUCGGCGGCGUCUGCAAGUCAUACCCGGUGAACACCACCGACGCGCAGCUGCAGCAUUAUCGCGCCGACUGCGUGAAUACGCUGAAGAAGAGCUGUGAGGAAUACCGCGAGAAUUCGGUCGAGGACAAAACGAUCUGGAAGUACAAAGACGAGCUCAUACGACGCACCUUCCGCACGCUCGAUACUUUGGGUUUCUUCAAGCGACCCGUCGGUGGCGGCAUUGGUUCGACCACGCACGCGAGUGAACGGUGAUUUCUGGGCAGUUGGUGGGCGGGCGGCAGCAAUAGCUGGAUGGGCGGCAGAGUGGGGGAGAGCAGUAGUGGCAGUGGCGCAGGCAAUGCGGCAGACUACUACGAGCGCGAACGUUGGCGAGAGGGUGCGCCGGGCAGCAACGAGUUUUUCUGAUAAUUCUGAGCGGAAUUUUAAAGUGACUGUUUGCAAAAUGAACUACGGUGUUUGUGAGAAAUUGCGGCUGUAAUUAUUUAAUCUACGUGAAAUUAAAAGCUCGUGAAAGCUCUUCGCAAUGGGUGAAAGCUCGUGAAAGCGGUGUGUCUAAAAUUUAAUUCACUACAAAUAUAUAGCGCACCAUCUGCUACAAAAUAUCACUCAGAAAGCGUAAAGCUCUCCAGUGCAAGAUACCUAAAGUUCACUAACUUUAUACCGUUACCUUGAAAGUAAGUAAAGCAUCCUCGUCAGAAAAAUAGAAAACGAAAAUAGUGUGGUACUUAACGAAGACAAUUUCUUCGCUGUAUUUUACAAAAACGAACGAACGUUUUUUUAUUAUUAGUGAAAGCAAUGAGAAAUUAUUACUUCGAAACAGUGUUAUGGCGAUAAAAUGUUCCCCAGCAUUGAAAAAAUGCUUGUAAAUUUUAACUAUCGACAAAAAAAUUCAAAAAAAAAAACAAAUAUUAUAAAAAUAUUUCUUUUUUUAAAUCCUGACUCCUUUAAAAGCUGUCUUCGUUUGUAGAACAAAAAACUGUAAAUUCUAGUAAAUAAAUCUUGUUAUUAUGCUCUUUAUAUUUACACUUGAAAAACAAAAACAGAACAAAAAUGUAAAAUGUGCCUUCAUGUUAAAAAGUGUACGAUCUUGAAAGAAACUUAAAAGAAAAUAUUUCUUUUUUGUAAUAUAAACAGAAAUUAAGAAAAUUAAAGUAAAUAUUCACUUGUAAAUAAUUUGAAAGUGCCAAGAGCUGAGCUGAGAAAUUUUAAAAAUUAAAAAUUUGGAAGAAAAUGUGAAAAUGAAGCUAAAACUUUUCUUAAAUUUUUGUUAAAAAAAAACUAAAAAUUUAGUAACUACAUAAAAAAUUAAGAGUUGCCAGAUUAAAAUAUUUAAAAAUUCCAACAAUUAAAUAAUUCAAUUUUUUCUUUUAAAAUCACUAAAAAGGUUUGAAAAAAAAUUAUUUCGAAAUUUCUGAAAAAUUUCAAACUUUUUAGCAAACAUUAUUUGAUCUGAAAUAUUUUAAUUUUUUUAAUUAAAUUAAAAAAUUUUUCAAAUUCUGUUCUUCAUUUUAAUAAUAUUUAAUAAUUUAAUAAAUAAUUUUUAAUAAUUUAAUUUUUGUGUGAAAAAGUCCGAUAUUUACGACUAAUUUCGACAAAAACAAAUAUUUUGCUUAAAAUACGAAUACGGUAAAAAAAAUUACAUAAAUUUUCCUAUAAAUUGAUUAGCAAAGCUUUUGGCACCACAAAACUAUAA
Messenger RNA from Zeugodacus cucurbitae (melon fly), 3249 nucleotides. RefSeq lists its product as uncharacterized. The record is from RefSeq and is a predicted model, not a curated record. NCBI's taxonomy places the organism in Eukaryota, Metazoa, Arthropoda, Insecta, Diptera, Tephritidae. The coding region runs from base 141 to 1808 and encodes 555 amino acids. The transcript has 2 exons.